AUGCAAAUUUUCGUUAAGACGCUAACUGGUAAGACCAUUACUUUAGAAGUUGAAUCUUCGGACACCAUCGACAAUGUCAAGUCGAAGAUCCAGGACAAGGAGGGCAUUCCCCCAGACCAGCAGCGCUUGAUUUUUGCAGGUAAGCAACUAGAGGAUGGCCGCACGUUGUCCGACUAUAAUAUCCAGAAGGAGUCUACUUUACACUUGGUGUUGCGUUUGAGAGGUGGUAUGCAGAUUUUCGUCAAGACCUUGACGGGAAAGACAAUCACACUCGAAGUCGAGUCCUCUGACACCAUCGACAAUGUCAAAUCGAAGAUCCAGGACAAGGAGGGCAUUCCCCCAGACCAGCAGCGUUUGAUUUUUGCAGGUAAGCAACUAGAGGAUGGCCGCACGUUGUCCGACUAUAAUAUCCAGAAGGAGUCUACUUUACACUUGGUGUUGCGUUUGAGAGGUGGUAUGCAGAUUUUCGUCAAGACCUUGACGGGAAAGACAAUCACACUCGAAGUCGAGUCCUCUGACACCAUCGACAACGUCAAGUCCAAGAUCCAGGACAAGGAGGGCAUUCCCCCAGACCAGCAGCGCUUGAUUUUUGCAGGUAAGCAACUAGAGGAUGGCCGCACGUUGUCCGACUAUAAUAUCCAGAAGGAGUCUACGUUGCACUUGGUGUUGCGCUUGAGGGGAGGUAUGCAGAUUUUUGUGAAGACUUUGACAGGGAAAACUAUUACGCUUGAGGUCGAGUCCUCUGACACCAUUGACAACGUCAAAUCGAAGAUCCAGGACAAGGAGGGCAUUCCCCCAGACCAGCAGCGCUUGAUCUUUGCGGGUAAGCAACUAGAGGAUGGCCGCACGUUGUCCGACUAUAAUAUCCAGAAGGAGUCUACGUUGCACUUGGUGUUGCGCUUGAGGGGAGGUAUGCAGAUUUUUGUGAAGACUUUGACAGGGAAAACUAUUACGCUUGAGGUCGAGUCCUCUGACACCAUUGACAAUGUCAAAUCCAAGAUCCAGGACAAGGAGGGCAUUCCUCCCGACCAGCAGCGCUUGAUCUUUGCGGGUAAGCAACUAGAGGAUGGCCGCACGUUGUCCGACUAUAAUAUCCAGAAGGAGUCCACGUUGCAUUUAGUGUUGCGUUUGAGAGGUGGUGCAUUAUAA
Messenger RNA from Eremothecium gossypii ATCC 10895, 1149 nucleotides. RefSeq names its product ubiquitin (gene UBI4). Gene Ontology annotation, cellular component: nucleus; cytoplasm. The record is from RefSeq and is marked provisional. Gene Ontology annotation, molecular function: ubiquitin protein ligase binding; protein tag activity. Gene Ontology annotation, biological process: modification-dependent protein catabolic process; protein ubiquitination. The transcript has a single exon. The coding region runs from base 1 to 1149 and encodes 382 amino acids. NCBI's taxonomy places the organism in Eukaryota, Fungi, Ascomycota, Saccharomycetes, Saccharomycetales, Saccharomycetaceae.